UCCGAAGGAACUCCUGAGCUGCUCCUUGCUACCAUUUGUCACAGUGAAGAGCAGCGAAGAUGGCGUCCCAAACCCCCGCCGUUGUCAUGGACAACGGCACGGGCUACUCGAAGCUUGGUUUUGCCGGCAAUGACUCUCCAUCCUUUGUCUUCCCUACCGCAAUAGCAACCAAAAGCCAGGGAGGCGGAGCGGGCGGUUCAGGCUCUGGGCGGCCAGCGGUCGCGAACAAACCAUCUUUCUUGACUGGCGGUGCUGGUCCUAGUGGUCAUCUUUCUGGCAAAAGGGGAACUGAGGAUUUGGACUUCUUCAUCGGCGACGAGGCGCUCUCUGCAUCAGCUGGCCCAGGAUAUGGAAUCCACUAUCCCAUCAGGCAUGGCCAGAUAGACAACUGGGACCUUAUGGAACGCUUCUGGUCAAACUCUAUAUUCAAGUAUCUAAGAGUCGAGCCAGAAGACCACUAUUUCCUACUCACUGAGCCUCCUCUCAAUCCCCCAGAGAACCGCGAGAAUACUGCCGAAAUCAUGUUCGAGUCCUUCAACUGCGCUGGCCUCUAUAUUGCGGUGCAAGCGGUGCUCGCCCUUGCCGCAUCGUGGACAAGCUCUAAAGUCCAAGACCGCUCCCUGACCGGCACAGUCAUUGAUUCCGGCGCAGGUGUUACGCACGUUAUCCCUGUCGCUGAGGGUUACGUCAUUGGUUCGUCCAUUAAAAGUGUUCCCAUCGCUGGCCGCGACAUAACCAACUUCGUACAAUCCCUACUCCGAGAUCGUGGCGAGCCCGAUUCCUCUCUCCAAACAGCCGAGCGCAUUAAGGAAGAGUACUGCUAUGUGUGUCCUGAUAUCGUGAAGGAGUUCUCGCGCUUCGAUCGUGAGCCCGAAGAUCGGUUCCGAAAACAUAUCGUUAAGCACCCAAACGGCAGAUCAGUGACGGUCGAUGUUGGCUACGAACGCUUCCUAGCACCUGAAAUAUUCUUCAACCCCGAAAUCUACUCCUCAGAUUUCCUUACCCCGCUGCCCAAUAUCGUCGACACAGUGAUUCAGAGCUCCCCCAUCGAUGUUCGUAGGGGUCUUUACAAGAACAUCGUCCUCUCGGGUGGUUCGACACUCUACAAAGACUUCGGUCGACGUUUACAGCGUGACAUCCGCCAUAUGGUCGACGCGAGGAUCAAGGCUUCAGAAGCAAGGAGUGGAGGUGCAAAGAGUGGUGGCCUUGAGGUCCAAGUGAUCACACACAAGAGGCAGAGGCAUGGACCCUGGUUCGGAGGUAGCUUGCUAGGCCAGACGCCUGAGUUUAGGAGUUACUGUCACACGAAGGCGGAGUACGAUGAGAUCGGACCGAGCAUUGUUCGGAGGUUUGCAUUACUUGGUGGGCCAGGGAGCACGUAGAGGAAGUGAAGUCAUGAGGUCUGAUGAAGAGCCUAGAAGGACUCUUGAGCGUGUAUGGGAAGGGUGAAAAGAGCAGUUCCUGAGAGAAGAAUCAUAUUCCGACAUUGAAAAGCCUCUGAUCUUGGUGCAAAGUGCGUUAUCAAUGCAAGAGAAUAUGACUGUAUGUGAAACGGAGGCUGAUUGUUCUACACCGAUAUGAAUACUUGAGCAUCGGAAAAGGGCAAAAUUUAUGUAUAGAUACAACCCUG
Molecule: messenger RNA, 1630 nt
Organism: Lindgomyces ingoldianus
Lineage: Eukaryota; Fungi; Ascomycota; Dothideomycetes; Pleosporales; Lindgomycetaceae
Product: Actin/actin-like protein
Exons: 5
Coding region: 60-1382 (440 amino acids)
Biological process (GO): Arp2/3 complex-mediated actin nucleation
Cellular component (GO): actin cortical patch; Arp2/3 protein complex
Molecular function (GO): actin filament binding
Source: RefSeq, a predicted model, not a curated record